AUGGCGUAUGUUGAACAGCACCGGAAACGAUCUAAAGUCGCGUGCGAGACAUGUCGUGAACUGAAGCGGAAGUGUGAUGGCGCCAGUCCCUGUGGGACCUGCGUACGGUUCGAAUACCAUUGUUCCUAUGCAGAGAGUUCCGCAAGGAGGAAGAGGAAGCAUCUGGCACGGGGCGAUCAUCCCGUCCUUGCCGCUCCAAUCCCGGCCCCAGACUCUGUCUCCGGCCCUCAGUCCACCCCUCGCAACUCCGCGUCGGCGCCGUCCACGACAUCCAACUCCUGCUCACCGCAUAACAACCUGCUGACCGUCGAGGCAAACUCGGGAGCUGCCUUCGUCCGUAAGCUGGCACUCGGGAUCGACCCCAAAAAUGCCCCUCGGAUGCAUCUCUUCGCCUGGAAUGCCUUUUUGGGCGCGCGAGAGUCUACCGGGACUCCAGUCUCGCGGCUCAUCACCGAUAUUGUGUCCGAGGCUGACAUGGUGGCCCUGUCCAAAGUUUACUUUGCUGAUGUUGAUCCUUGUUAUGGGUUUAUCAAGCGCCAAGAGUUUGAACAGCAUAUGAACGCAAGAUGGAGACUCCCUGAUAGCGAGCAUCCUUACGAUGCGGUCCUCUGUGGCGUGGCCGCUCUGGGAUGCUUGUUUUCACAUGUCCACCCCCCUGCAGCAGAGCUUGAUCUGAUCCAAUCCGCAAAAAUUAUUCUCGAGCGAGAGAUGAACCAAGCGCCUUCCAUCGCAACCAUAGCAGCCUGGGUUCUUCGAACGGCCUAUCUUAGGAUGACCGGUACAUCACAUUCAGCAUGGAUGGCUAGCUGUAUAACGAUGCACCUAGUGGAGGCUGCGGGUUUGCAUUGUGAGCCGAUUAAAGAUUCGGUGCUCCAUACUCUCGAUGAAGACGUGGAUCCGGAGAUCCGGAGAGGUUUAGUUGGUGUUGCUCGUCACCUCAAUGUAUGGAUGUCUUUCGAUACAGGGCGUUCAAGGGUGAUGAUACAUAACAUGACUACUAUAUUUCCCAGCACCCGGCCGGGCAGCUUUACACACGAGGUCCUUGGACUCCUUCCCUACUGCGACAUUCUCGACCCUGAAAAAGUGACUGAUGCCCAAGAGCUUGAGGCCACCCUUUCUAGUGUUUUGGACCGUCUUCAUACUGAGCCUCCUUCUGUCUUGGCCCAAUGCAAUAUCAUGCUCUGCAUUUGCCGCCGACUUAAAUCUUUGAACAUGGUUCUGUACGGUAAAAUUCUGGAACAGGUUCUGGCUCUUGCUCGGAAGGGAGUACGAGCCGCGCAAAACAUGGUGGAGACUGGAUCGCCCUGGCACCAUAUGGCCAACAUUCCCUUCCAAGUGAUUUGUAUACUACUUGUCAUCGAUACAAGCGCAUCAAUUUCCCAGAUCAAAGAGACAAUGCGUUGUUUGCAGACUAUUGUCGCGAAGUACAACACCGAGGCCACGGUCGAGGCAUUGCGAACAGCCUCGCUACUCAUCUUGCUGCAUCAGAAACGGAAACAGAAAUGUGCCUCAGAACUGCAUGAAAUCCUGAAAAUAUACCCUAUUGGUGCAGGGUCUGAUAUGAGGGAGCCAUCCGGGACUUCUCAACCACAGCCAGAGGAAUCGAGCUGGUUGGAAAGCCUUGCGAUCGAUCUACCGGGUCUGGAGGGCUUUGGUGGCUUGGAGCAGCUGCUGAACGAAGGAUUUGCUUGGGACUUUGGCAAUAAUGCGCCGUAG
This is a messenger RNA of Clonostachys solani, 1716 nucleotides long. The record is from the annotation of a GenBank genome assembly. NCBI's taxonomy places the organism in Eukaryota, Fungi, Ascomycota, Sordariomycetes, Hypocreales, Bionectriaceae.